This is a messenger RNA of Peronospora farinosa, 1158 nucleotides long. NCBI's taxonomy places the organism in Eukaryota, Oomycota, Peronosporomycetes, Peronosporales, Peronosporaceae. The record is from the annotation of a GenBank genome assembly.
AUGAAAAUCACAUCCCCAAGCAGCAGCAGCAGCAGCAGCAGCAACAGCAAGAACAAAGAGAUGACUCACACUAUAACAGUUACAUCUCCUACAUCUUCAACGACUCGUCGUCCACGUGCUCAAAGUUUGCAGUGUCCAGUGCCUCGUGAAUGUUGUAGUUCUGGUUCAUUUGUAAGUAAAUUAUUCCGUAUGAUUGACUCGGAGCCGUCUACAAUUGUAUCAUGGUGUCGUGGAGGAAGUGCCUUUUGUAUUGUCGAUGCCAAGAUGAUGGCCGAGCAUUGUUUACCCAAAUACUUUCGUCAUCGUCGGUUUUCCAGUUUGAUCCGUCAAUUGAAUUUCUACAGUUUUUAUCGUGUUCAAGAAGGACAAUUGACGAUUUACCAACAUUCUUUCUUUCGUAAAGGACGUCCAGAUUUACUUGUACAUAUUAAACGACGGGGUGCUGGGAAAGCAAAAGAUCCGUGGUUUGAUCCCCUGGCUCAUACAAGUAACAAAGCACCGGAAUCAAUGAGUAGUACUCGAGUCUUGACUUCUUCGACAAAUAAUGCACUGCCAUCGACAAUGAAGUUGGCCCCUUUGGGUCUUGCGGCUUGUUAUUCACCAAUGGCCAAGCCCAUUGCUCUGGAUAAUAUGUCACCGGUAUUGAAACCUACUAUGGUACAAAAUAGUCCACCUUCGGUGGAUUUGGGUGGCUUAUUUCUUGGUGAUGGACUCAUGAAGAAGGACAUGGACCACGCGUACCCAUUGUCGUCGGCACUCAACAUGAAGAACGAGCUUUUGUUUGACGAGAUGGAGAUGGACUCGAAUCUGUCUCUUUCAAAAACAUCAAGUAGCGUGGCUGCGCCAUUGGACAUUGACAUUCAAGACUUUUUGACAGAUGACUGUAAUAUCACACCUGGUCAGAUUGAUGAUCGUCUGUGUGGCGGUAUGAGUUUGAACAAGUGCGCGAUGGUGUCACGUGACUGUCUUAAGUUUGAUGAUCCGGAAAACCUCGAGUCGUCGCCUUUGUUGACGAAUCAAGAAGAUCCAGAGCCGGUGAAUUUUGAGAAUGAAGUGCUUAUGGACCUUGCCAAUGUGGAGCCGGGUGCGUGGGAGGUGCCGCUGUCGCCGUUGAAUGAAGAAGAGGACGUAAUGCCGUGGCUGGACUUGUGCUUUUAG